Messenger RNA from Prorocentrum cordatum, 180 nucleotides. The record is from the annotation of a GenBank genome assembly. Lineage: Eukaryota; Dinophyceae; Prorocentrales; Prorocentraceae.
GCCAGGGACGAGCGGGCAGCCGCCGAUCGCUGGUUGACGGGCAUGCUGCCCUCGGCGCAGGCGCCCGGCGAGGCACUUGCCCUGUGGCGCGCGCCUGUGCAGGCAGAGCGCGCGGCCAAGAGGCUGACUAGGAAGCUGUACCCAGACGGAUCGGUGCUGCAAAUCUCCAUGGAGCACGCG